Messenger RNA from Vitis riparia (riverbank grape), 934 nucleotides. RefSeq names its product protein ACCELERATED CELL DEATH 6-like. Gene Ontology annotation, cellular component: plasma membrane. Gene Ontology annotation, molecular function: protein phosphatase 1 binding; protein phosphatase regulator activity. The coding region runs from base 10 to 669 and encodes 219 amino acids. The transcript has 3 exons. The record is from RefSeq and is a predicted model, not a curated record. Lineage: Eukaryota; Viridiplantae; Streptophyta; Magnoliopsida; Vitales; Vitaceae.
UGGAAAAAGAUGAGGGAGAGAGAGAGAGAGAGAGAGAGAGAGAGAGAAUACGGAGAGUCCAUGACAGCCUGCAACAUGAUUUUGUGGGGAGAGGAAAAGGAUAUAAUGAAGCAAUUGAUAGAUGAUGAAGAAAGCAAAGAGCACAACGAGAAAUGCAUCGCUGCAUUACGAGAACAAGGCCAAAACCAUUUGAUAGUUUCUGCGCUUAUAACAACAGUAACUUUUGCUGCGGGUUUCACCUUGCCCGGUGGUUACAAAGAUGAUAAUGGCAAGGCAAUUUUAUCAAAGAAAGCAGCUUUCAGAGCAUUUGUUGUGGCGGAUACCAUAGCUAUGCUCUCCUCACUGAGCGCUGUAUUUCUUCACUUUUUUAUGACCAUGCGUAAACAGGAGGAUUACCUUGCAAAGCACUUGGUUUGGGCCUUUAUUUUGACCAUGAUUGGCAUGGGAGCAAUGGCCAUCACUUUCGCAUCCGGCUUGUACGUCAUUUUACCCCAUUUCUCUGCCCUUUCAUUUAUCACUUGCAUCCUCUGCUCUUGCUUUUUCCUCUCCUUUAUAUUGGAAUAUUCUCAAAAUUGGAGAGGUAUGAUUUCGGGCAUGCUUGGACUUAGAAGAAUAACCUAUCGGCUCAGAAAAAAAAUAUCCUCUUUAUUUGAUGCGUGUUCAUUUUAAGGUCUGUUUGACUUUGACAAGAAAAUGUGUAGAUGAGGGCUCCCGAAUCUUUGGAUGAGCUCUUUUUUGAGAGGGAAGAGAACCCACUCAUAUUGAAAAAGAAGGGUCCUUAGCAAGGGAAGUUAAAACUAUGCUCUACUGUCUUUUAUUUUCACAUCGAAUUUGUAUUGGAAUUGGAACUAUAGUUUAGAUGUAAGUAGAGUAUUGAAGUACUCACUUGUCUGAGCUGUGAUUAUAUAUGAAUAAGAUUAGUGAUUAUUGUAAA